Messenger RNA from Populus trichocarpa (black cottonwood), 984 nucleotides. RefSeq lists its product as uncharacterized. The record is from RefSeq and is a predicted model, not a curated record. Lineage: Eukaryota; Viridiplantae; Streptophyta; Magnoliopsida; Malpighiales; Salicaceae. Bases 225 to 776 code for a protein of 183 amino acids. The transcript has 4 exons.
GACAAAGGAGGCCCCCGAAUAUCUUCGAUUUCGUUUUCAAGGUUCAUCACCCAAACAUUUGCAUGUUCUCUUGUAGAACGUCUCCCAGACCAUACAAAACCUGCAUUAAAUGCUCUUGCUACUCCAAGCAUUACAAAUACUUAUGAGCCCUGACGGUGAACUCACCAAACAAACCUUAACAGUCAUUCAUUCUGUGACAUCGAUUUCCAAGAUCAUCUCUCGCCAUGUCUACUCUCUUUCUUUUGCUUCUCAUCUGUCUUUCUUUGCAUGCAUGCAAUGCUCGCUUUCUUCGCCUUACUGACAAGGAAACCAAAAAACAAGUCCUGAACAAGGUUUUGGUGCAAGAUGUCGAUAAACUGAAUAUCAAUAGAACUACUUUAGCUCCAUCGGAGAUGAUGCCUCCAGUUUCAGAGGAGCAAGGAGCACAAGGACAAGAAGUAGUUGGAAGAGAUGAAACAAUUACUCGUAAGAUCAGUUUACUUAGUGCAACCACUAUGAAAAAGAAAGAUGAAGAAGCUUUUAUGAAGCAAGAAGAAGGCACAAAAGGAGCAACUUCAGGAAAUAAAGUUAUCGUAUCUUCACAGGCUGAUUUGCAACAGUCGUCUAAAAUAAUAAUAGAGGGAUUGAAGGGGCGAGGACGAUCUAUGCUAGGAUCAACAGCGAAUGAUACCGAGGAAGCUGUGCGAUCUGAGGAAAAUGACAUUGCCGAGGAUGUAGCUGUCAUGGAUUAUGCACAACCCCAUCGGAAACCACCCAUCCACAAUAAAAAACCCUAGACCAGUAUAUAUAUUGUGAUAAUACAUGUACUUAUAAACCCAGCUCCUCCAAAUUUCUGUUUAAUGGAAGAUGAUCAUAUUUUCAAGAUUUGCAUGCAAUAAUAAUGUAAAAAUGAUCAGAACAAGGUAAAAAAACAAUUUUCAAGAACACUUUUUCAUAUUUUCUGUCAGAAAUAAGAGUGAUACUUGUGAUCGAUAUUGUUAAGCA